CGGCGGCGGCGUCCCGCGCUGCUGCGAAGCGCAACGCAUGUUUCUGCUGCCGCUGGUGCAGCUGGUGCCGGCGGCCGACGGGGGCGUGAUGGCGCUGCCGCUGGCCAACGGCUCGGCGAUGCCCACCGCCGAGCCCGACGGCCGCGCCGUCAUGGACGAGCUCUUCCCGGCCGUGGUGCAGUGCUUCAGCGUCACGCUCUGCGGGUACUUGGCUGGGAGAUUUAAAAUAAUAUCCAGUCACGAAGGGCGUGGAAUCGAGCUUUUCGUUGGCAAGUUUGCUCUUCCAACGCUUAUCUUCCUAUCGAUGGCGACGCUAGACUUCACGGUGGUCAACUGGAACUUCCUGUUCGCCAUCCUGCUGGCCAAGGCGGCCGUGUUCGGCACCGUACUGCUGGGCACGGUGCUGGUGACCCGGCCCACCGACUACUCACUCGGCUCGCUCUACGCCAUCUUCUGCACGCAAAGCAACGACUUCGCGCUCGGAUACCCAAUCAUCUCGGCCAUCUACAAGGACAGCCACCCCGAGUUCGUCGCCUACCUGUACCUGGUGGCGCCCGUCUCGCUGUGUGUGCUGAAUCCGGUCGGCUUCGCGCUGAUGGAGCUGUGGAAGCGACGCCACCUCUCGCUGGAGCAUCAGAGCUCGGUGAACGGCGAGACCCGGCAGCCGGUCUCCAUCUGCCGGCUCGUGCUGCUCUCGCUGCGUGGCGUGCUCACCAACCCCAUCGUGGUGAUGACGGCGCUGGGCCUCCUCGGCAACGUGAUCUUUCAGCACAUUAUACCGAAAGUGCUGUACAACAUUCUGAACACGUUCGCGGUGUCGUUCUCUGCCACGGCGCUGUUCAUGCUGGGCCUGCACAUGGUGACACGACCAGGCUGCCGGGUGCGCUCCGACCGCUACCUGGUGCCCUUCAUCCUGAUCGUCGUCAAGUCCAUGGUGCUGCCGCUGGUGACGCGGGAGGCCAUGAGCCUGCUGCAGGGGCCUGCCACGCACAACGCCAACCUGACGGUGGACCUGACCAACUACGCGUUCCUGUACGGCAUCCUGCCGACGGCGCCCAGCGUGCUGGUGUACGCCACCCACUACGACACCGGCAUCGAAGUGAUGGCCAACGCGCUGGUGAUCGGUACGUUCCUAUCUGCGCCGCUGAUGUUCGUCUCGGCCUGGAUGGUGUCCGUGUACUCGACGGUGGCGCCCUCGCAGUACAUCCACUACAUCGACUCCUACAUCUGUGACAUCAGCAUCAUCGGCCUCGUCUGCUGCGUCUGGGUGUUCGGCGUAUUUUUACUAAGUGGCAAGUUCAGACGUGUACCGCACUUCAUCACCACCUGUCUGAUCGUGUCACAGGCGGUGGCAUGUGUGGGAGCCAUCCUGUCAACCCAGCUGGACUGCUCGUCCGGCGACUGGUCCUUCUACCUGCACUUCCCGCUGACGGUCGGCGUGGUCAGCAGCCGGGUGUGGACGGCCCUGCUGGCUGUGGCCCUGCUGCUGCUGCGCACGCGCUCGCUGUGCUUCGUGCUGCGCUGCCGGCUGCCCUUCAUGGCCAUCGGAUGGGCGUUCCCACUGGUUCUCACCGUGGUGCUGCUCGUCUCCAACGGCGGGCACCACAUGUACGAGGGUGACCCGAGCUUCCAGCUGGGACAGUUCCAGUCGGUCACGGCCAUCGUCAUCCUGACCAUCUCACUGACCGUGACGCUGUUCUGCCUGGUGGUACACCACCGGUACAACCACCUGUACAGCCAGUACACGGCGCAGCUGCCGGCGGGCGCCGACAGCCCGCCCCGCGUCCUCAGCGACACGGAACCCGACUCGGGCUCGGAGGCGCCGGCCCACGACCCCGUCACCGUGGAUGACAUCGAGGAGCUGGUGCAGGACGGCCAGACGUCGUUGAGCGCGCCGGCCACCUGCACCGGUCAGCGGCCGUGCGACCCCAACACGCGCCAGCUGUGCAGGGAGAUCGUGCGGAACUACUACAGCCAAGAGGAGGCGGAGCUGGGCUCGCCGUGCGAGGCCGAGGAUCAGCUGCAGAUCACCAAACACGUGCUCGUGCUCCUGCUGCUCAGCCUCUCCAUGAUCGUGGGUCUGUUCCUUUCUGUGUGGAAUCUCGUCAUGGACACGAUGACCGGCGUAUACGUCGUGGUCGACUUCCUGGACGGCGCGCUGAACUUCGGCCAGGGCGUGUUCGUGUUCCUGCUGUUUGGCCUCGACAACGAGCUAAUCGUUCUGCCGGUGGUGCAAUGGUGGCGCCGUCUGCUGUGGGGCUCCGAUGCCGUUCACCUGCCGGACAUGGCUGACCUGGAGCCGGAGACGCGGCAGACGUGCAACCAGUUCAUCGACUACCACCUGGAGCAGUGUCGACGCAGUCUGGUCAAGGACAGACGGCACCGUCUGAAGCUGUACCGGCACGUGUUCACCGGCCAGGAGCUGGUGGAUUGGCUGAUGCGGCGCGGUCUCGCCCCGGACCGCACAGAGGCCACCAAGUACGGCCGCCGGUUGGUGGACGGCCGGGUGGUGCGCCACCUGCGCCAACAGCAUCACUUCCACGACCGCCACCUCUUCUACCAGCUGCGCUGGCGUCUGCCCUGGAGUAACCCCUGA
Pollicipes pollicipes is the source of this 2596-nucleotide messenger RNA. Its product is annotated as integral membrane protein GPR155-like. Gene Ontology annotation, cellular component: membrane. Gene Ontology annotation, biological process: negative regulation of BMP signaling pathway; intracellular signal transduction; transmembrane transport. The record is from RefSeq and is a predicted model, not a curated record. NCBI's taxonomy places the organism in Eukaryota, Metazoa, Arthropoda, Thecostraca, Pollicipedomorpha, Pollicipedidae.